This is a messenger RNA of Rotaria socialis, 411 nucleotides long. The record is from the annotation of a GenBank genome assembly. NCBI's taxonomy places the organism in Eukaryota, Metazoa, Rotifera, Eurotatoria, Philodinida, Philodinidae.
AUGGCCAAAAGCAAAAAUCAUACUAAUCAUAAUCAAAACCGAAAGGAUCAUCGUAAUGGUAUUAAACGGCCAAAAUCGCAAAGAUUUCCAUCAUUAAGCGGAGUUGAUCCAAAAUAUGUUCGUAAUUUAAAAUUUACAAAACAUCAUAAUCAUGUUGCACGUAAAAAUUUGCUUAAAUCACGAACAGCUAAGUUAGCCGUUGCUCAAAGCUCAACAAGUAAAGUAGUUCAACGUGGACCUCCUCGUCAAACAGAACAAAAAGCAGCAGCAUGGUCACUUUCAUCAUUGUUAAAAAAUAUUACUACUUAUUUUUCCGGUGAAACCAUAACAAAACCAUCAAAGAAACAUGCUAAACGUACACAUCCACAGAAGAAAUCUGUCACUAGUACAACAACCACUGGAAAAAAAUAA